CUUCAUAGAUGAAAAAACAAAACAAUAAUAAUAUUGAAGUGGAAGAAUAAAAUUAAAGAAUAAUGUUUGAGUCUGAUGACUUUGAUCAGAUACUCUCUCAAUUUGAACUUCCUGUCGCGGCGUCUUCGAAUGUUGACCAAGAUUGUUGUAAAGGAAAAAAUGUUAAAAAUAUAGAUGAAACUAGAGAACUUUCAGAUAAUAAACAAGUAGUGGAUUAUUCUGAAGCAUGCAUUAAUAAUGCAACAGUGACUAAAAAUAUUAGUGAUAUACAGACGUCACAAAAUGUAGUUUCUGUUUUACAUACUAAAAGGAAAAUCAUAGACUCAUAUUUUGAUCAGAAAAGCAAAAGAAAAUUUCCUGGACCUGCUGGACUGCUUACUGGAAAUUUUCAAGAUAAUCAAGACACUGAGAUGUGUCAAAUAGAGCUAUUAUCACAGACAAAAUUCUGAUGCAUACAAGGAGAGAAUUGAAACAAAUAAAAUUUAAGUAGCAUAAAGUGUACAUUACAUAGAGAUGCAUGGUCAAAGUUUGCACCUUACAUUGUCUCUGAAUGUAGUGCAUUGGUCUUAUGGAAACCAACUAUACUAACUACAGGAAGUGCAUUCAAAAAGCAUUAUUUGAAUAUUACAUUAAGUAAUAUUUUUGCACUUUAUAGUUCUGCUGUUCUAGACAAUGAUGUAAAUACAAAUUUACCUGAUGGAUAUGUCAUAACCCAUGAAGGAGACUUUACUGUAAUCAAAAUUAAUGAACAAUCAUUAUCUUCAGGUAUUCAAUACAUAAUUGUAUUUGAUAAAUUUUGCAUCCACAAUAAUUCUAUAAUCAUAUUUAUCUUAUAGAAAAACUUUGUUCAAAAAAUAGAACUGACUUCAAAAUAUAAAAAAAAGGAUAAAUAAUAUUUAUCCAAGAAAUGCUAUUGAUUUUAAGCAGAGGACUUAUGUAAAUUAAUAAUUAAAUGAUAGGUGUCAGACUUCAAUAGCAUUUUCUUGAAUAUGUUGCUUUUGAGAUAAGUAUCAUUUUUAAAGUUUAAAAUCAGUUCUAUUUUUGAAGAAAGUUUUUAUUUCAUCCUUUUUUUUUCUUAAAUAUAGUGUGCCUGAAAUAAUAUAAGAGAUUUUUUUUAUUUGCUUGACAUAAUUUUUUUUUCAAUAAUCUAUAAUAAUAAAGACGUGAUUGCUUGUUUGUUUACAUUGGAUAGGCUCCGAAACUAUUGGCCCGAUUGGAAGCUACAUAAUAUGAGGGGGCGAUGUGGAAAAAUCGCGGGAAAACAGCUAAUUUGGUAGAAAUUGGUUCAUAGUUCGAGAAAUCGAUGAUCAUACUUUGAUAAAAAAUAUACAUAAUCUGAACACAAAAUCCUCCUUUUGGAUUUUGAAUGAAUUCAAAAUAUGGAAUCUUUUGUUUUUUAGCUGAAAUGGGCCAUGUCAUAACAUAUCAUCUAAAUAUUCAGGUGAUAUGUGGUGAUACGCGUAUUUUUUUUUUGUUAUAAAAGGAAAACUACUGUUUCGAUUUCGAUUGAAUUUAAAUGUGAUCGACUCGGUCCAUCAAGCAAAAUCGAUCGAAUCACAGAGUCGAAUAAAAAAUAUUUUUUAAAAUCGAUGAAAACAAUUGGCGAAAAUAUCGGUGAACAUACAUAAAAAAAAACAUACAUCGCCGUCGAACAUAUAACUUCCUCCUUUUUUAUUUUGAAGUUCAUUCACCCAAUAAAAGGACUUUUAUUUUGGAAUUAUUCCAUUUUUCAGUGUAAUCAGCCUUACUAAUGAUUUAGUGCGGCAGUUGCAACUAGUUUAAAAUUUCUUUGGAUUCUGUCGCAUUAUAAAGAUAGGUUUGCUCAUAUUAUGUUGAUAUUUUUUUGUAAACAAUUCGUAAUAUGUAUCUCUGAUAGCAUGCGAUGUGGUACACAGUGUUAUUCUUAAAAAAAUACUGUUUUUAAUUUUAGUAAAUUUUUUCAAGAUAUUUUAUUUGUGAUAAUAUUUUUUUCUAAAAUAAAUAAUUGUAAACUCAUUUAAUUGUAUGCGUAUGUCUAGUAUAUGUAUUAUAUGUCCAGUAAUAGGAAUAUAUAGUGCUUAUUAGCUUAAACUUUAAAGUAGAGCAGAGACAAGAAACAGAGACUUCCUAAGAUUAUAUUUAUACGGAAGAUUUGCCCCAAAAUUCAGGGUAAAAUAUUUGCAAUAAGAAAUUCGUCUAUGUUUGCUACAGUUAAAGGCUCACGUUGAGAUUUAUAAAGUUCCUGUGUAAUUAAAAAAGAACCUUAACAAUUGUUUUUAAAAUAAUAAAAUGGUUGUUUUAUAAUUUUAGCAUUCUCUAUACCUACGUAUUUUGGAUGGAGAUAGAGGAUUUAUAAUUCAAAAAGAUAUUUGUCUUUUAUCUUAUUAAAAUAUAUUUCUAAAAUAUCAACAUGUGCAUAAUAUUAAAUUAGUGACCGAAUCACAUUGUUUUAGUAAUAUACUUUAAUAAAAAUCAUUUACCUAUUCUUUAUAGCACUGAAAUAAAUGAAUAGUUCUAAGGAAGUUUUUAUUUUUAAUCUUUGUUCUUCGAAGUUUAGGUUAACAAGCACAGUGACGGGCUUAAGUAAUCAUUUCCAGACAUAAUAAAGUGUUAGUGUAAUGAGUAUUCAUACGUUUAGCCUUUACGUUAGCGCCAACUGAAUUGUGUAUAUAGUCUCAUGGUUUAUCUAGUGGUAUACAUUAUAGUAUAGUGAUAGGGUUUUGAGAUGUGCGUACCUAUAUAAAGAGGAAUCUGUAACUGCUACCUAAUGGCUAGUUUACACGUGAUUAAGUAGAUAGCAGUAAGUAGAAUUUUAAAUUAGUUUCAAGUGAUUAUGUACGUGUAAACCACAAAUAUGUAAUAAGUAGUUUGUUUCAAAUGUAGUUAUCUACUUAUGAGCGGAAUUAGAAUUAAAUAUUAAUCUGUUACUUAUAUUAAUUUGUUUACACAUACUUAAUCACUUAAAAUCAAGUUACAAAUGUUACAUGUAAACUAGCCUUUAUACAUACUUUUAUUAAACAUGUAUCAUGUGGGGUAACGAUGUACCAUAGUAACACUAAAUAAUACUAAUUUUAACGUUGUUUUUAGGUGUAAGUCACGAUAAUUCAAUAUCUGACGAAAAUGGACUCCUUGAAGAAUUAGAUAAUAUUUUUUCAGAUAUAUUUUGAUACUUUUCUACAAUCUACAUUUAAGUUUAAAAUAAAAAGGUGAUAAU
This is a messenger RNA of Diatraea saccharalis (sugarcane borer), 3193 nucleotides long. The record is from the annotation of a GenBank genome assembly. NCBI's taxonomy places the organism in Eukaryota, Metazoa, Arthropoda, Insecta, Lepidoptera, Crambidae.